ACGUCGCUAACCGAAGAGGGGGCGGGGCACAACGAGGACCAUCUCCAACGGUUUGUAUGUUGUUUUUCAUGAGUUGUCGUCGGGUGUCUCUGUCAGUCAUACGGCUAGCCCUACCCCGCUUUCCGAAUCCAAUAGCGAAGCUUGUGUCUCCGACUCUUCGAGCAAGCAGACUGCUAGUCUUAAAUUGGUCUCCAGCGUAUCGACAUUAUUCAGCAUGCCUGAGCGGAGGCCCUUCGUGCGGUUGCCCACUGACGUCUACCCCGUCAACUACGGGCUGCGCCUCAAGCCCGACCUCAUCGACUUCACCUUCGAGGGCAAACUGGAGGCAGCCGUGGAGGUUACACAAGGGACAAACCAGAUUGUGAUGAACUGUGCUGAUAUAGACAUAAUUACUGCUUCUUUUGUGCCUGAAGGGGGGGACGAAAUUAACGCUACAGGAUUUAACUAUCAGAAUGAGGAUGAGAAGGUGACCCUAUGUUUCCCCAGCACUCUGCAAAAAGGGGCGGGAUCAUUGAAAAUAGACUUUGUUGGAGAGCUGAACGACAAAAUGAAAGGCUUCUAUAGGAGUAAAUACAUGACUGCUUCGGGAGAAAUCCGCUACGCUGCCGUCACACAGUUUGAGGCCACGGACGCACGUCGAGCUUUCCCUUGCUGGGACGAACCCGCUAUCAAAGCCACUUUUGACAUCACCCUUAUCGUCCCAAAGGACAGAAUAUCCUUGUCAAAUAUGAAUGUUGUUGAUCGAAAGCCAUAUCCAGAGGAUCACAGUCUGGUGGAGGUGAAGUUUGCCACUACACCCAUCAUGUCCACCUACCUGGUGGCGUUUGUCAUUGGCGAGUAUGACUUUGUGGAGAGUCAGUCAUCAGAUGGUGUGACGGUCCGUGUGUACACUCCUGUUGGAAAGGCAGAGCAAGGGAAAUUUGCACUGGAGGUUGCUACAAAGACCCUUCCGUUCUACAAAGACUAUUUCCAUGUUCCUUAUCCGUUGCCUAAAAUUGAUCUAAUUGCAAUUGCUGAUUUUGCUGCCGGUGCCAUGGAAAACUGGGGCCUUGUUACUUACAGGGAGACGGCUCUGCUGAUUGACCCAAAGAACUCGUGUGCAUCGUCCCGGCAAUGGGUCGCCCUGGUAGUCGGCCACGAGCUGGCACAUCAGUGGUUUGGGAACCUGGUUACUAUGGAAUGGUGGACUCAUUUGUGGCUAAACGAAGGCUUUGCGUCUUGGAUCGAGUACCUUUGUGUGGACCACUGUUUCCCUGAGUACGACAUCUGGACCCAGUUUGUGUCUGCCGACUACACUAGGGCUCUGGACCUGGAUGCGUUAGAUAACAGCCACCCUAUUGAGGUUGAUGUUGGACACCCUUCAGAAGUGGAUGAAAUAUUCGAUGCCAUAUCGUACAGCAAAGGGGCCUCUGUCAUUCGCAUGCUGCAUAACUAUAUCGGCGAUGAGGAUUUUAGAACGGGAAUGAAUGCUUACCUUUUGAAGUUCCAGCACAAAAAUGCAUCUACUGAGGACCUUUGGGAGUGUUUGGAGCAAGCAAGUGGGAAACCUAUCGCUGCAGUGAUGAAUUCCUGGACCAAACAAAUGGGAUUCCCUAUUAUAGUAGUGGAUCAAGAGCAGCAUGGCAGUGACCGUGUGCUGAAAAUCUCUCAGAAGAAGUUCUGUGCUAGCGGACCACGUAAUGAUGAGAACUGCCCUAAUUGGAUGGUUCCCAUCAGUAUCUGCACUAGUGAGGACCCGAGCUGCACCAAGAUGAAGGUUCUGUUGGACCAGCCUGAAACCACAGUUAACAUCACCAACGUUGCACCUGACCAUUGGAUCAAGAUUAAUCCAGGUACCGUGGGAUUCUACAGGAUCCAGUACAGCUCUGCCAUGCUGGAAAGUUUGCUGCCUGGUAUCCGAGACCUCACACUGCUGCCUGUGGACCGCCUGGGUCUGCAAAACGAUCUCUUCUCCCUGGCUCGAGCAGGUAUGAUCAGUACUGUGGAGGUGUUGAAGGUGAUGGAAGCAUUUGUGAAUGAGCCAAACUACACGGUGUGGAGUGACCUGAGCUGUAAUCUGGGUGUUCUGUCCUCUCUGCUCUCACACACUGACUUCCACGAGGACAUUCAGGAGUUCAUCCGAGAUCUCUUCACCCCUAUCGGCAUGAAGCUGGGCUGGGACAGUAAAACCGGAGAGGGGCAUUUGGACGCCCUGCUGCGGGGUCUGGUGCUGGGGAAGCUGGGUAAAGCGGGGCAUAAGGCCACACUGGAGGAGGCUCGGCGGAGAUUCAAAGAACAUGUGGAGGGUAAACAGAUCCUGCCUGCAGACCUCAGGAGUCCAGUAUACCUAACAGUUCUGAAGCACGGAGACAGCACAACGCUUGACACCAUGCUCAAGCUUCACAAGCAGGCAGACAUGCAGGAAGAGAAGAACCGCAUCGAGAGAGUGCUGGGAGCCAUUCCCGCCCCUGACCUCAUCCAGAGAGUGCUUAACUUUGCCCUGUCGGAGGAGGUUCGUCCCCAGGACACUGUGUCUGUAAUUGGGGGCGUAGCUGGAAGCAGCAAACAGGGGCGCAAAGCUGCAUGGAAAUUUGUUAAGGACAACUGGGAAGAACUUCAUAAUCGUUACCAGGGCGGCUUCCUCAUAUCAAGACUCAUCAAGCUGACAGUGGAUGGGUUUGCAAUAGAUAAAAUGGCUGCUGAAGUUAAGAGUUUCUUUGAAAGUCAUCACGCGCCAGCGGCUGAGCGCACGGUACAGCAGUGCUGCGAGAACAUUCUCCUGAACGCCACAUGGCUCAAGAGAGACGCAGACCACAUCCACCAGUACCUGCUGCAGCGGAAAGCGCCCCCCGUCUGACCUCUGACCCCUCCCUGACCUGCUCACUCACUCCCAAAUGAGCAUCAUCUGGCUAUCUUCAGC
Sinocyclocheilus grahami is the source of this 2899-nucleotide messenger RNA. RefSeq names its product puromycin-sensitive aminopeptidase. The record is from RefSeq and is a predicted model, not a curated record. The transcript is spliced from 23 exons. Gene Ontology annotation, cellular component: cytoplasm; membrane. Gene Ontology annotation, molecular function: metalloaminopeptidase activity; peptide binding; zinc ion binding. The coding region runs from base 215 to 2836 and encodes 873 amino acids. Gene Ontology annotation, biological process: proteolysis; peptide catabolic process. NCBI's taxonomy places the organism in Eukaryota, Metazoa, Chordata, Actinopteri, Cypriniformes, Cyprinidae.